AUUUCAGGAAAUGUUGUAUGUUAUUAUGCCUCGUGGGUCACGUACAAUCCUAGAGAAGGCAAAAUGGACGUGGAAGACAUCGAUCCUCACCUGUGCACUCAUUUGGUGUAUACAUUUUUCGGAUUACAUCAAAACGGAUCCAUAGCAGUGCUGGAUCCCUGGCUAGAUCUAGAAGACAACUGGGGACGUGCUAACGUUCGAAAGUUCAACGAGCUGAAGAAGGCAAACCCAACGAUGAAAACGUUGGCCGCCGUCGGGGGAUACAACGAGGGGUCGGAAACAUUCUCUAAGGUAGCGUCCGACACGGACCUGAGACAGAGAUUCGCUAUCAGUGCUCGAGAUUUCUGUGUUCGACAUGGUUUCGAUGGUAUCGAUAUUGGCUGGGAGUAUCCGGGACAACGUGGAGGAGAUCCAGCUGCUGAUAAAAGCAAUUUCGUGCUGUUGCUAGCCCAUGUGAAGCAGAUUUUUGUUGCAGCUGGACUGAUGUUAACGGCGGCCUUGGCGGCAAGUCAAAAUCAGGCCGAGAUCUCGUACGACAUCCCAGGGCUGUCACAGCAUUUGGAUUUUAUAAACCUGAUGACGUACAACUACAACGGAGGCUGGGAUGUGGUUACUGGGCAUAAUGCGCCGCUUUUUGCUGGUCCAGCGGACGUUACGGAUUUCCAGCAAAUUUUGAACGUUCACCACAGCGUGAUGUACUGGAUUCGUCAGGGAGCGCCAGAGAACAAGAUAAACCUGGGGAUUGCUUUCUAUGGAAGGACGUUUACUUUGAGCAAAGUAGACAAAUUUGGAUUACGUGCCGCUGUAAAGGGUCCAGGAAUUCACGGAGCUUAUACGCAAGAAGAAGGCUAUUUGGCGUAUUAUGAGAUUUGCCCAUACUUUUCAAACGAAAAAUGGAUUCGAUAUUGGAACAAAAAUCAAAAGAUUCCAUUUGGUGUAAUUGGUGAUCAGUGGAUCGGAUAUGACGAUAUAGAAUCAAUUGGGCAUAAGUGUAACUUCACGAAACAGCACAAUUUAGCAGGGUUGAUGGCAUGGUCAAUUGAGAAGGACGACUUUCGUGGGAAUUGUGGAUCGACUAAGUUUCCAUUACUACGUGCAUUGUUUGAUUGCAUCUUUACUUCAUAAUAUUGUACUUUGGAUGUUAAGU
This is a messenger RNA of Culex quinquefasciatus (southern house mosquito), 1147 nucleotides long. Its product is annotated as chitinase-3-like protein 1. The record is from RefSeq and is a predicted model, not a curated record. NCBI's taxonomy places the organism in Eukaryota, Metazoa, Arthropoda, Insecta, Diptera, Culicidae. Gene Ontology annotation, cellular component: extracellular region. Gene Ontology annotation, biological process: carbohydrate metabolic process; chitin catabolic process. Gene Ontology annotation, molecular function: chitinase activity; chitin binding.